Messenger RNA from Rangifer tarandus platyrhynchus (Svalbard reindeer), 327 nucleotides. The record is from the annotation of a GenBank genome assembly. NCBI's taxonomy places the organism in Eukaryota, Metazoa, Chordata, Mammalia, Artiodactyla, Cervidae.
AUGGUGUAUCUGGCCCUAAUGUAUGCUACUUGUUAUUUUAUUUUUUUUUCUUCACAAGUUGGCAAGUUUCUUCAAAUGUUAUGGGUCUGUAUAUUUCACAUAUCUUAUAUAUCUUUCCUGUAUGUGUGCAUGCAUGAAGUCGCUUCAGUUUUGUCUCUUUGUGACCCUGUGGACUGUAGCCCAUCAGACUCCUCUAUCCAUGGGAUUCUCCAGACAAGAAAACUGGAGUGGGUUGCCAUGCCCUCCUCCAGGGGAUCUUCCCAACCCCAGGGAUCAAAUCGGAGUCUCUUACAUCCCCUGCAUUGGAGGUGGGUUCUUUACUUCUAG